Ochlerotatus camptorhynchus is the source of this 422-nucleotide messenger RNA. Its product is annotated as ubiquitin-like protein 5. The transcript has 3 exons. Gene Ontology annotation, molecular function: protein binding; protein tag activity. Bases 79 to 300 code for a protein of 73 amino acids. NCBI's taxonomy places the organism in Eukaryota, Metazoa, Arthropoda, Insecta, Diptera, Culicidae. Gene Ontology annotation, cellular component: cytoplasm; nucleus. The record is from RefSeq and is a predicted model, not a curated record. Gene Ontology annotation, biological process: protein modification process; mRNA splicing, via spliceosome.
CGUUUCCAGGUGUACACAAAAAAUCAAAGCAUUUUUUGAGCAAUUUCAAACAUCAUUCUGCAACAACUUCACUAGAAGAUGUUGGAAAUCACUUGCAACGAUCGUCUGGGCAAGAAGGUUCGCGUGAAAUGCAACCCGGACGAUACGAUCGGCGACCUCAAGAAGCUGAUUGCCGCACAAACAGGAACCCGGUACGAUAAGAUUGUGUUGAAAAAGUGGUAUACAAUCUUCAAGGAUAACAUAAAGCUGUCGGAUUAUGAAAUCCAUGACGGUAUGAACUUGGAACUGUACUAUCAGUGAGCGUUCGGUUAGGGGUAGAUAUUCACAUUUUUCGUAAAUAAUGAUUAUUAUUAAGAUUGACUUUUGUCGUAAAUCCUAAUUUUGUGUUCUCAGAAAGGUAUGUAAAUAAAACCGUUAUGAGU